AGGUCUUUCGGAUUCUCAAGGUAAUGCAGCAGCCUAAGAUGCGGUUCCUAGCUCUGGUUCUGGCAAUAGCAGUCGCGGCAUCUACAGUGAGUGCCAAGUCUGAGCCUUGCUGCUACGGAGGUCACCAUGGGGGUCACCACGGAGGUCACCACGGGGGGCAUCAUGGAGGCCACCAUGGAGGGCAUCAUGGCGGUCAUCACGGAGGCCACCAUGGAGGCUUCGGUGGUGGCUUCGGCGGAGGAUUCGGACACGGUGGCUUUGGAGGCGGCUUCGGCGGGGGAUACGGACGAUGAUCUGCAAAUUCCGUUUUCGAAAAGUGUCAUGGAUAAGAAUGCCCUUCGAAGUCGAGGGCGCUCAUUCGUACAAAGUUUCAUCAGAGACAUGAGCUCUUCGUUUGGAGUCUGACAUCUCUACUGAUUAUUCAAAUGAUAAUGAAAUACAAGCUAGUUUUAUCUGU
Messenger RNA from Penaeus indicus, 457 nucleotides. Its product is annotated as glycine-rich protein 3-like. NCBI's taxonomy places the organism in Eukaryota, Metazoa, Arthropoda, Malacostraca, Decapoda, Penaeidae. The transcript is spliced from 4 exons. Bases 24 to 293 code for a protein of 89 amino acids. The record is from RefSeq and is a predicted model, not a curated record.